Molecule: messenger RNA, 726 nt
Organism: Adineta ricciae
Lineage: Eukaryota; Metazoa; Rotifera; Eurotatoria; Adinetida; Adinetidae
Source: the annotation of a GenBank genome assembly
AUGAUUAAAUUUGGUAAUACGAACGGAAAUUGUUUCGAACAAGCAUUCGGAUGCAGUGCGUUCGAAUAUAUGAAAAAAGAAGAAAAUAAAGAAUAUGCACAUAUUUUCAAUAAUGGAAUGCUUACUUACACAUAUUAUACGGCAGAGUCAAUAGUUUCAACUGUUGAUUUUAGUCGUUUUAAUACAUUAGUUGAUAUUGGAGGUGGAUUGGGAACAUUAUUGGUCUCAAUUAUGGAAAAAUAUCAAAAUUUACAUGGUAUUUUAUUUGAUUUAGAUCAUGUUAUUCAAAAUGCUAAAUCAAUCAAUCCAAAUGAGUUUCAACGAAGACAAAUCGAAACAAAUCGUUAUGAAUAUGUUAGUGGUGAUAUGUUUAAAUCAGAAACUAUACCAUUAGGUGAUGCUUACAUAUUAAAAUCCCUUAUACAUGAUUGGAAUGAUGAAAAAUCGAUUGAAAUUUUCAAAUCCAUACACAACGCAAAUAAAACACAAAUGAAAAAACAAAUAACAGUAUUUAUAAUUGAAUCGAUAAUUACAUCGGAAAAUAAAGACAAUUGGGAAGCACAUAUAUUAGAUAUUCACAUGUUGGCAAAUUUAGGAGCCAAAGAGAGAAAUCUAUGGGAAUAUAACAAUCUUUUGAAUAGAAGUGGUUAUGAAUUCAAACAUUUAUACAAGACGGAUGGUCCUGUCUCUAUUAUUGAAGCCACAAUAACAACGAAUCAAGAAUAA